Messenger RNA from Oldenlandia corymbosa var. corymbosa, 1479 nucleotides. The record is from the annotation of a GenBank genome assembly. Lineage: Eukaryota; Viridiplantae; Streptophyta; Magnoliopsida; Gentianales; Rubiaceae.
AUUUAUACUUUCCCAGCUUUCAUAUUUUUUUCCCCCAAAUCUGUUGGCCCUAACCGCCAUUGAUUCAUAGGAUUCUCUCCGAAACCUCCGUCCUCUCCUGCAUUCAGAAAUUGCUUGAACGUUCCUGAACUGCUGAAAUUGCUUAUAGGUCAACGACAUGUCGUCUAAACAAGAAGCAGCUCAGGAUGCUGCUGAAAGAAUCAAGGCUGCAGCAUUAUCUGCUGCCAAGGGUCUUGGCCGGCCUCAGGCAGAGCGCGCAGCUGCAGCGGCUGCACGCAAUGUGAAUGCCUAUGGACAGAAGGAAGAAGGGCCAAGUAGAUGGCAGGAAAGGAAAGAAGCUAAAAGACAAAUGUACCUGAAUAGUACUGAGAAACAAGUAAUUUUGGGCGAAAGAAAGGCCGUUAAAGGUUCGCUGUCUGCUCCUGGUUCUGCUGCUCAAUGCCAGAAGUGUUUCCAAACUGGGCAUUGGACGUACGAAUGUAAAAAUGAACGGGUUUAUAUAUCACGCCCAUCUCGUACACAGCAGUUGAAGAACCCCAAGUUGAGGAUGAAGGUGUCGAUUUCCUAUGAUUUGGAUGAUAAGGAUGUUGAAAAGGAUGUGAAGAGGGUUAAGUCAUCCAAGAAGAAGAGUAAGAGAAAGCAUAAAUCGGAUACAGAAUCUGGGUCUGAUAGCGAGGCUUCAGUUUUUGAGUCUGACAGUGAGGCAUCAUCAGUCACGGGGUCCGACUACUCUUCUGCUGAGAGCGGAUCAAGUGAUAGUUCAUCUACGGAUUCAGAGGAAGAAAGGAGGAGAAAGAGGAAGAAGAAGAAGCAUCAGCAAAGGAAGAGAAGGCAUCACCGCAAGUAUAGUUCAUCGUCUGAGUCUGGAUCUGAUUCAUAUUCAGAUUCUGAAUCUGAUUCUGAAGAAAGAAGCAGCAGGAGAAAGGCUAAGAAGAGGCAAAGCAAGAGGCGAUGAGGUGGUGUUGCUAUGAUUGGGUUUCACUUUGAGGCUUGGCAAUAGUGAUUUGAUUUCUAUCCCCCUCUGUGGAACUUGACAGAAAUGCUAAGCACGAACAUCUGUGAGCUUUUUAUUUCGUAAUUCAGCUUUGUUUGUAUUGUGGAUGUAAGAUAAUCAAAUUAAUUCGGCUUUUGAAGUUUUAGAUUUUGGAGGCAAUACUUGGAUUUUGCUCAAUGUCUCCCGGUUGAAAUUCUUCUCUUUUGCCCAUAUGAGACACAGAGACAGCUUCCAGUUUGUGGUACUAAGUAGAUCAGAAAAUUGUUAUUACUGUGUCCUAAACCUUUUCCUUUUUUUUUUUUUACUAAUUGAGUUUAUUAAAUCAGACAAUUAAUUUGGAAUGGAAUGGUAUGGAAUUGGCUGUUUAAGCUUUUGACUUUCAGUGCCAUUCAAGGUUUGGUACACUUUUUGAUAGAUUGUAUAACUCCCAGCAAUUUCCAUUUCAGCCAAAAUCAAGGGCUGGCCUAAUAGAUGUCCACUAUAUU